Molecule: messenger RNA, 1083 nt
Organism: Aegilops tauschii subsp. strangulata
Lineage: Eukaryota; Viridiplantae; Streptophyta; Magnoliopsida; Poales; Poaceae
Product: BTB/POZ and MATH domain-containing protein 1-like
Biological process (GO): protein ubiquitination
Molecular function (GO): protein binding
Source: RefSeq, a predicted model, not a curated record
AUGUCCAUGUCCGCUCUCCUGUCGACCCUGCGCGGCGCCGGCCGGCAUCAGCUCUCCGCUACAACGGUCACCGCGUGGCAGGCCACCGGCUCCCACCUGUUCCGGAUCGACGGGUACACGCAAGCCAGCAAGAUAGUGUGUAACAGUGGGCCGGUGAGAUCAGAUACGCUUAGCGUUGGCGGCCACGACUGGCGUCUUUUAUGCUAUCCAAACGGCUCCUAUUUUGGGUGCUCCGGCAUCUCCCACUUGAUCGAACAUCAAAGCGACGAAAGCACCUGGGACAAGGGCAAGGUCCUCGUGAAGGCCCAAGCGAGUAUACUCGACUCGGCCGGGAUGCCAUCCUACACUCAAACCAUGACAGACUUCGCCACCUUCCAUUGUGAUUUCGGCUGGAACAACUUCAUCAGCCACAAGGAGCUCGACAAGCAGAAGCAUCUCAAGGACGACGACUGCCUGUCCAUCCUGUGUGAACUCACCGUCGUCACCGGCAAGUGCGCCAAGAUUGCCGGGGGCCCGCGGGUGCCAUUCGACUUGCACGGGGAACUCGUGGAAGCCAUCUGGAACAAGGAGGAACCGGAUGUGAGGAUCCAGGUUAGUGGAGAGACGUUGGCCGCGCACCGGUGGAUUCUAGUGGCACUAUCCCCUGUGUUCGCGCAGGAACUAGAGCUCUCCUCCGAACUACUUGUCGACGACAUGGACGCAGAGGUGUUCAAGGCUAUGCUCCAGUUCAUCUACACCGACUCGCCACCCUUGCUCGAGGCGGCAACGGCGGCGGAGAGGCUGCUCGUCGCGGCGGACAGGUACGAGCUUGAGAAGCUGAAACGAGCCUGCGAGGAGGCGCUGUGCCGGCACAUCGACGUGGGCUCAGUGGCCGCCACUCUGGCGUUGGCGGAGCAACAUGAUUGCCGGGUGCUGCGGGAAGCGUGCAUGCGGUUCCUCUCUUCUCCCGGGAAUCUCGAAGCGGUCCUGGCACCGGAUGGGUUUGAGCUGCUCAAGACAGGUUGCCCCUCUGCUCUGUUGGAGCUCGUGCUCAAGAACAUGAUCCGACACGAGCAAUUGACCCAAGAAUCCUGCACAAGAUAG